UCAAAAAUGUCGGUUGCUUUUAGUUAAGUUGUUUUGAAGUUUCGUUGUUAUAUAUUUUAAAACUUUUGUUUAUUGAUUACUAAAAUAAUUAAUAUCGUCUAACUUUGUUCAUCGGUUGCCCUAUUGCCUUACCAGUUUUUAAUACGAAAUAUACAGAGAACUUUAGGAAAAAUGCCCAGAACGAAACGACCCGUUAAAAAACAGGAGAAAGUUGUUGAUAGCGAUGAUACUCUAAAGAGAAUAAAAAAACUAUCUAAUGAUCUAAAGGCGAAAAUAGAUUCACAGGCUCAAAUGCAAAUUGGAAGUAUUGAGAUUGCCUUCAAGAUAUUAUUAGGCUCAAUAAGUGCAACAAACUUGCAAAAGACUUUGGGUCAAUUGAAAAAUGAACUUCUUCUUAAAGAGCCCACAAACACCAGACAAUCUAGAGUGACUGCAUCAAGCCGUGCUGCAUCAAAUGAUGAUGGCUACCUCACCGAGAACUCAUCCCAGGGCUCCGGGGAUCAUGGUGCUAAGAAAACAUUCAUGCCGCCUUCAGCAACUCGUUCCAUAAGGCGGUCUCGGUCAGCUGAUGCCUCGGCCCAUUCAGUUGCAAGGCCUUCAAAACGUGCCACAACGCAACGGCGGCGUAGCAAAAGCGUGUAUCGUACGCCGGCUUAUAAUAGGAGUGCUGCAGUUAAUUAUCCUGUUAUUACUCCUAAGGUGACACCUCACACACCGCUAACAUUAUUGCGUCAGCCAAGGCAGGGAGAGAUGGUAGUGUCGAUGUCUGGGUCACCUGUUAUGGUGCCAAGCUGUGCUUAUGCAAUGCAACCGGAUGAAAAGGCAAAUUGCAACAUUCUACUCCGAGAUGGUACAAUGCUUUCCCUACAACCAAAGCAGCUCCGACAGUCACAGGCCUACAUCCCGUUCUCUCUCAUGGAUGAUAAUGUCCUGCCUCAAAUCAAGACACUCAAAGAUAACCUGGAUAAGUUUCUUAAACUCGGAGAAAGAGCCAUGAAGUGAAAUAGUGUUAGUGAUAGUGACAAAGAUAUCCCAAAGUCAGUAAGCCUUUAGGCA
Molecule: messenger RNA, 1056 nt
Organism: Pieris brassicae (large cabbage white)
Lineage: Eukaryota; Metazoa; Arthropoda; Insecta; Lepidoptera; Pieridae
Gene: Borealin
Exons: 7
Coding region: 172-1002 (276 amino acids)
Biological process (GO): mitotic sister chromatid segregation
Cellular component (GO): chromosome passenger complex; spindle midzone; chromosome, centromeric region
Source: RefSeq, a predicted model, not a curated record